AUGGCUAAAGCUUAUAGAAAAGAAGAUUUUGAUUAUAUUAUGUCAAAGGUUGCUAAGGUUGAUCAAAGAGUUAAGGAAUAUCUGGAGGAUGCUGGAGAACUUCCAAUUUUAAGUUUCCUUGAAGAAGUUAGAAUUUUAUUUUCCGCCUGGAAUUGUAAGAACAACGAAAUUGCAUCUUACACCAAUACAACCCUCGGGAGAAGAUUUGAAGAAAUACUGACUCUUAAUGGGGUUAAAGCUCUACGGAUGACGGUUAAGCCUGUAGGUAGUUAUCUUUAUUGUGUAUAUGAAUCAGGACGGAGGUACAUUAUCGAUAUUGAGCGUGACACGUGCAACUGUGAUCGGUAUCAAAUUGAUGAAAUACCAUGUCCACACGAAAUUGCCAUAUUAAAAAGUAAAAAUGAGGAUGUAAAGGAUUAUGGUCGUUAUUACUCUGAAUUGUAUAGGCCAAACACCAUAGUCAAGAUAUAUGAACUACCGAUAGUUUUAAUGCCAGACAAGAAGGAUUGGAAUGUUCCAGUUUUUGUUGAUGAUGAAAAGUUUUGCCAACCAAAUAUAAAAGACCGACUGGUAGGCCAAAGAAAGGAAGAUAUUUGA
Capsicum annuum is the source of this 597-nucleotide messenger RNA. RefSeq lists its product as uncharacterized. Gene Ontology annotation, molecular function: zinc ion binding. Lineage: Eukaryota; Viridiplantae; Streptophyta; Magnoliopsida; Solanales; Solanaceae. The record is from RefSeq and is a predicted model, not a curated record. Bases 1 to 597 code for a protein of 198 amino acids. The transcript is spliced from 3 exons.